Molecule: messenger RNA, 1042 nt
Organism: Theobroma cacao (cacao)
Lineage: Eukaryota; Viridiplantae; Streptophyta; Magnoliopsida; Malvales; Malvaceae
Product: 14-3-3-like protein B
Source: RefSeq, a predicted model, not a curated record
ACAUGGCUUAGCCUGCGCCCCCCAAAAUAACUUACCCAAAAAAAACAUUCUCACUUAACCUCGAAAGGCCACCAAUUUCGGGCAAAUGGCGACCACGGUCCCCGACAACCUAAGCGGCGACCAAUACGUUUACUUAGCGAAGCUAGCCGAACAAGCCGAACGCUACGAGGAGAUGGUCCAGUUCAUGCAAAAGCUCGUCCUGGGCUCGACACCAGCCGCCGAACUGACCGUCGAGGAACGGAACCUUCUCUCCGUCGCCUACAAAAACGUGAUCGGCUCUCUACGCGCCGCGUGGCGUAUCGUUUCCUCCAUCGAGCAGAAAGAAGAAGGUCGGAAGAACGAGGAACAUGUCGUGCUCGUUAAAGAGUAUAGAUCAAAGAUCGAAGCUGAGUUGUCGGAUGUGUGCGCUAGUAUUUUGACUUUGUUGGAAUCGAAUCUGAUUCCAUCGGCGGCCGCGAGUGAGUCGAAGGUUUUCUAUUUGAAGAUGAAAGGAGAUUAUCAUCGGUAUUUAGCGGAGUUUAAGGUUGGUGAUGAGAGGAAAGCUGCUGCUGAGGAUACUAUGUUGUCUUACAAGGCCGCUCAGGAUAUUGCGCUGGCGGAUCUGGCACCAACGCACCCCAUCAGGCUUGGGCUGGCACUCAAUUUCUCGGUGUUUUACUAUGAGAUCCUCAAUCAGUCUGACAAGGCAUGUAGCAUGGCGAAACAGGCAUUUGAGGAAGCCAUUGCUGAGCUUGACACACUGGGAGAAGAGUCAUACAAGGACAGCACUCUCAUUAUGCAACUCCUAAGGGAUAACCUCACUCUCUGGACUUCGGAUGUGCAGGACCAGUUAGAUGAACCCUAGAAGGUGUUGAAAGUCUUGUUGGUCCUAUUCUUCUUCUGGAGGAGGUGGGCUUUGAAUGUCAUUUGUUUAUGCUGAUUAAAGUGUGUAAUUUAAAAAUGGAAAGCAACGCUUGGCAUGAUGUUGCUAUACUCGUACUAAACUUGUUUUGCGAUUUGGAAGUGAUUUGGAUAGGUAGCAUUUGCCAUCUAGUUAGCUAGA